AUGAUGAUGAAGAUCUCUGCUGUUUCCUUUUUCCUUGCUCUUGUUGUGAGCAGUAGCCUCCAUGGCUGUCAUGGCUUGAGCAGCGCUGCGGUACAAACCGCUCCCACUGCCACUUCUACUACUGCUAGUAGCGGUUCCAUUCCCGCGCUACAAGACUUUGACUACGAGACCAACGAUCGUUUGCCGUGGCGACCCGAAGGAUACGACAGUUGGGAAUGGCGGGGUCACAAGAUCAACUACCUCGAAAUGGGCGAUCCUUCCAAACCGGCAUUACUGUUGAUUCACGGCUUUGGCGCCAGUGUCUAUCAUUUUCGCUACAACAUUCCCGCAUUGGCACGCAAUCAUCACGUGUUUGCCGUGGACAUGUUGGGAUUUGGUUUGAGUGACAAACCCAUUGUCGAUUACAAUGCCGAACUCUGGAGAGAUCAAUCCUCCGAUUUUAUUGACCAAGUCAUUCAAAAACCCACCACAGUGGCUGGAAAUUCGCUGGGCGGAUUCACGGCACUCUACACCAGUACCGUAUCACCCCUGGUCAAUGGAUGUGUCUUGCUCAAUGGCGCUGGAAAAUUUCGAAAUCCCGAAUUAGACGACCAAGAAGAAGAACAAGAACCCGAAACCAAUGCAUUGGUCGCCAAACUCCAAGAAGCCUUUCAACGAUUCAUCAUUCAAUGCUCCUUUCUCUACACCAAACAACCCGCUCGUAUUUCUCAAGUCCUCCAACAGGUCUAUCCCGUCAAUGCCGCCGUUGUGGAUGACGAAUUGGUACAAUCCAUUUUUGAACCGGCAUUGAAUCCCAAUGCCCCCGAAGUCUUUUAUCGUGUCAUUACCCGGACCACUGGGGCCAAAGUCUAUGUCGAUGAUUUGCUCGAGCAACUAUCGCCUGAAAACAAGCCAUUGUUGCUGUGUUGGGGCGAACAAGAUCCUUGGAUUCGACCCACGGCGGCCAAUCGCAUUCAGGAACUCUAUCCCAGUGCGCAACGUGUCAGUAUCAAUGCCGGGCAUUGUCCGCAUGAUGAAGAUGCACCCGCCGUCAAUGCCGCCAUUGCACAAUUUGUACAGUCCUUGUAA
Molecule: messenger RNA, 1068 nt
Organism: Seminavis robusta
Lineage: Eukaryota; Bacillariophyta; Bacillariophyceae; Naviculales; Naviculaceae
Source: the annotation of a GenBank genome assembly